Messenger RNA from Mycena indigotica, 1107 nucleotides. RefSeq lists its product as uncharacterized. The coding region runs from base 1 to 1107 and encodes 368 amino acids. The record is from RefSeq and is a predicted model, not a curated record. NCBI's taxonomy places the organism in Eukaryota, Fungi, Basidiomycota, Agaricomycetes, Agaricales, Mycenaceae. The transcript is spliced from 2 exons.
AUGCCAUUCUCCCGCAUCAUUGACGUCAAGCACUUCUUGCUCCACACACCCAUGAGCCUGUCGUUGCUGAAGCCUCAAAGCUUGAACAAGAUUAAAUGGCUUCGCGUCCAGCCAGAGCCCACAAAUUCGAGCCUUAUCGCCGCUCUCCUCCCAGAUGACGUCCUCCUCGAGAUCGUGCGCCUCUCCGCAGAGACGGACACCGCUAGCGCGCUCACACUGGCGGUCUGCUCGAAGGCCGUCGGGCGGGCGGCAGAAACCGUGCUCUACGCCUCCGUCACGCUGUCCUCCAUCUCCGCCAUCCGGACCUUCUGCAGCACCCUCCGCUCUAAAAGCCGGCACAUCCUCGCCGUGCUGCGCCGGCUGACGCUGCGCAUCCCCACGCCACCGCUCUUCGACGACUUCUGGGCCCUGGUGGGCGCGCGCUGCCCGCGGUUGGCGCACCUCACAGUAUGCGACGCGGAGAUCGCCGCGCUGCUCCGGCCCGGCCUGCGCGUCCGCCCGACGCGGCUCACGCUCCUCGCAGACCCCGCGCGGGGGUCCAAGCUCCGCGAGUCGGUCCUCUUCUUCGCGACGCGGUACGGCGUGGGCUUUGCCGGCCCGGUGGUGCCGGAGCUUGACGAAAUCGUCAGGCGCGUCCUGGGCGCGGACCCGGACCCGGACCCGGCGCUCUACAGCCGCCUCACGCACGUGCACAUCGCGUCCGCCUGGCCGGACGCGGGGUGGUACACGGUCCCCGCCGUCUUCGCGCUCCUGCGCGCACGGCCCGCGCAGCUCCGGCAGGUCACGCACGUCGCGCUGCGCGGGACCGGCGGCGAGAUGGUCGCCGGCGUGUGGGAGGACGUGCGGCGGCUGCCGGCGCUGCGCGUCGCGGUGUUCGCGCUGCCGCCGUACCGCGGCGGGUGGACCGAGACGGGUCCGCGUGAUCCGCGGUUCGUGGCGUUCGGCGCGGGGGAUGUGGAUUUGGAUGAUGAUGGGGAUGGGGAUGGGGAGGAGAGCCCGCAUUGGGCGUGGGCGGAGCGGAAGAUCGAGGAGAGGAGGCAGAAGGCAGUCGACUCGAGUCAGAAACCAACGCCUGCCAAUAGGUCGGAAGCCGGGCCUUCGCACUAA